Messenger RNA from Myotis brandtii (Brandt's bat), 2437 nucleotides. RefSeq names its product protocadherin alpha-2-like. Gene Ontology annotation, molecular function: calcium ion binding. The record is from RefSeq and is a predicted model, not a curated record. Lineage: Eukaryota; Metazoa; Chordata; Mammalia; Chiroptera; Vespertilionidae. Gene Ontology annotation, biological process: homophilic cell-cell adhesion. The coding region runs from base 194 to 2437 and encodes 747 amino acids. Gene Ontology annotation, cellular component: plasma membrane. The transcript is spliced from 3 exons.
UCGGAAGAAAAUGAACACCCAGAAGUAAAUUCGGAACAUUCUGGUAAUAGUGUUCUCUAGGAGGAAAAAUACCCAGAGCCCCAUUGUCACUCCAGAGAAGCGGAACAAUAAGAGAAGCAGGAGACUAGCGGAGAAUAUUUCAAAUUUUACAAAACAUGAUUUUCUAAUUUGAUCAACUCACUGAGGAUUGGUAAUGGUGUCUUCUAUGAGAAGGGACCCGGAGGUCGGGCGUCUGCUGCUCUCCAUUCUAUUCCUGGCAGCCUGGGAGGCUGGGAGCGGCCAGGUUCACUACUCGGUCCCCGAGGAGGCCAAGCACGGCACCUUCGUGGGCCGCAUGGCGCAGGACCUGGGGCUGGAGCUGGCGGAGCUGGUGCCGCGCCUGUUCCGGGUGGCGUCCAAAGGCCGCGGGGACCUUCUGGAGGUAAAUCUGCAGAAUGGCAUUUUGUUUGUGAAUUCUCGGAUCGACCGCGAGGAGCUGUGCGGGCGGAGGGCUGAGUGCAGCAUCCACCUGGAGGUGGUGGUGGAGAGGCCGCUGCAGGUUUUCCAUGUGGAGGUGGAGGUGAAGGACAUUAACGACAAUCCGCCUGUAUUUCCAAUGUCGGUCAAGACUAUUGGGUUUCCCGAAUCGAAGCUGCUUGACUCGCGGUUUCCUCUAGAGGGAGCAACUGAUGCAGAUAUCGGAGUAAACGCUCUUCUUUCCUACAAGCUCAGCUCCAGUGAGUUUUUCUCUCUAGACAUACAGACAAAUGAUGAACUAAGCCAGUCUUUGUCUCUUGUGCUUAGGAAAUCUCUGGACAGAGAGGAGACUGCCGCGGUUAGUUUGUUACUGGUGGCUACGGAUGGCGGCAAACCUGAGCUCACGGGCACCGUUCAAUUGUUUAUCAAUGUAUUGGAUGUGAAUGACAAUGAACCUACUUUUGACCAAUCAGUUUACAAAGUACAAUUGUUAGAGAACACCGCAAACGGAACGUUAGUGAUUAAGCUAAAUUCUUCUGAUGCGGAUGAAGGAUCAAACAGCGAGAUUGUGUAUUCAUUUAGUAGUGAUGUGCCCUCCACUAUAAAGACCAAGUUCAAAAUAGACCCCAACACAGGGGAAAUCAGAACUAAGGGACAAUUAGAUUAUGAAGUAGCGAAAUUCUACGAGAUUCAAGUCCUUGCAUAUGACAAUGGGACUCCGACAAUGACUGGGCACUGUAAAAUUUCAGUGAAAAUUGUGGACAUCAAUGAUAACACACCAGAAGUCUCAAUAACAUCUCUUUCACUUCCGAUCCGAGAGGACGCUCUGCUGGGCACAGUAAUCGCCCUUAUUAUGGUGUCCGAUCGCGACUCAGGUGCCAACGGGCAGGUGACCUGCUUACUAACACCUCAUGUCCCCUUCAAGCUGGUGUCUACCUUCAAGAAUUACUAUUCUCUGGUGCUGGACAGCGCCCUGGACCGCGAGAAGCUGUCACACUACGAGUUGGUGGUGACAGCGCGGGACCAGGGUUCGCCUUCGCUGUCGGCCACCGCCAGCCUGUCCGUGGAGGUGGCCGACGUGAACGACAACGCGCCGCUGUUCGCGCAGCCCGAGUACACGGUGUUCGUGAAGGAGAACAACCCGCCCGGCUGCCACAUCUUCACGGUGUCGGCGCGGGACUUGGACGCGCAGGAGAACGCGCUGGUGUCCUACUCGCUGGUGGAGCGGCGGGUGGGCGAGCGCGCGCUGUCGAGCUACGUGUCGGUGCACGCGGAGAGCGGCAAGGUGUACGCGCUGCAGCCUCUGGACCACGAGGAGCUGGAGCUGCUGCAGUUCCAGGUGAGCGCGCGCGACGCGGGCGUGCCUCCUCUGGGCAGCAACGUGACGCUGCAGGUGUUCGUGCUGGACGAGAACGACAAUGCGCCUGCGCUGCUGCCUCUGUUCCGCGUGGGGCUGUACACGGGCGAGAUCAGCACGACGCGCGCCCUGGACGAGGCGGACUCUCCGCGGCAGCGCCUGCUGGUGCUGGUGAAGGACCAUGGCGAGCCGGCGCUUAUGGCCACGGCCACUGUGCUGCUGUCGCUGGUGGACAGCGGCCAGGUGCCGAAGACCUCGUUGCGAGAGUCCUCUGGCACCGCGAGCGCGAAGGCGGCGCUGGUGGACGUGAACGUGUACCUGAUCAUCGCCAUCUGUGCGGUGUCCAGCCUGUUGGUGCUCUCGCUGCUGCUGUACACGGCUCUGCGGUGCUCCGCGUCGCCCACGGAGGGUGCGUGCGGGCCGGGGAAGCCCGUGCUGGUGUGCUCCAGCGCGGUGGGCAGCUGGUCGUACUCACAACAGAGGCGGCAGAGGGUGUGCUCUGGGGAGGGGCCGCCCAAGACGGACCUCAUGGCCUUCAGCCCCAGCCUACCUCAGGGUCCUGGCUCCGCCGAAGCAGGACAACAACCCUCAGAAUCGGAACACUUAGGAAAGGUGAGUUUUUAA